AUGACUGUUGAAAAAUUUAGAAAAGCAGCCACCUUAAUUCUUACGACCCCGCUGAAGCAUAAAGUGUAUCCGUGCGACUAUGGUGUGGUUAUGCUCAAGCGUUCUGCGAAGCUUCGUUUUAUGGCAUCAACCUAUGUGUUUCCUGGCGGAGCAAUUUCUUCUAUUGACGGAGACUCAAAGUGGAUGGAGUUCUUCCCUCCAUCGACAAUUGGCGAGCUGACUCCACCGAGUGCAAGGAGCGUUCCACGACCGAAACUAUUCCGAUCCGAUCGGGAAGAAGCGGUUUCAAGAGACUUAUCGCUUAGGAUUUCGGCGAUAAGAGAGUGCUUCGAAGAGUCAGGAAUCCUUCUUGUUGAGAAAGAUGGAAAUCUUAUUCAAGGAAAACACCUGCCGUCUAAAAGCGAAAUAUCAAAGUGGCGGAAAUCAGUAGAAGGCUCAGCGUCUGAAUUCUUAACGCUAUGCAAUGAGUUAAAUGCGCGUCCGCUUGUUGAAAAUCUCUACGAGUGGUCUCACUGGCUUACUCCCCCCUCAAUCCUCCCCUAUCGUUUCGACACUGCCUUUUAUUUAUCCUCAAUUCCAUUUCUGCCUGAUUAUGCAACCGAAGAUGGCGGAGAAACUGUAGACAUGCAGGUUAUGAACCCGUUCGAAGCACUUGCGAAGCAAGAAAGGUCUGAACACAUUCUUCAUCCUCCUCAAUUUGUGGAGAUUUCCCGACUAGCAAGGUUCCAGAAGAUGGACGAUCUAUUAGAAUAUGCAGAAAAACGACAAAUGCUUGGGACAAAUUGCUGGUGUCCUGUUCAGCGUUGGACGGACAGCGCUCGACUUUCGCUGAUGGAGAGUGACGAGCUGCAUCCGCUCGAGCUAAAAUUGUUCGGAGAUGUUGAAGGAACUACAGACGAUUCAGAGGAAGAGCUAGCAUCUGAAGCCCACAAACUGGCUCGCACAGUUUGGACUUUCACACAAUCAGACGAGAAAGGUUUCAAAAUGGGACCGAUGUUUACGCGAUCCAACCAGCAGUUCUUCAGCAAUAAAACGAUGGUAAACUCGGCUAUGGAUCGAAGUGAAUUAUUAGCAAGAAUAGAAGCAGCUGAGAACGGAGAAUUUUUGGAUGCAAACGAUGCAAGUGAUGAAAUUCUCAAGAAAAUACGUGAUUUGUAA
Molecule: messenger RNA, 1158 nt
Organism: Oikopleura dioica
Lineage: Eukaryota; Metazoa; Chordata; Appendicularia; Copelata; Oikopleuridae
Source: the annotation of a GenBank genome assembly